AUGAAUCAUAAGUUAUGGUUGAUAGUAGUACUUGCGAUAUUCACAGUCUACCGCGCCAAUGGAGCACCAGCACAAGGAGUGGAUCCGAAUUUGACAAGUUUUUAUCACGAAGCUGACGACACGGAGCAAAUGUUUUCUUAUCGAACAAAGGAUGGCCAAUCUCGCGAAGAGACGACAUCCUGGGACCCGGAAACGGGUAAACUCGUCAUCUCGGGUUGGUAUCGCUACAUCGGGCCGGACGGAGUCUACUACACGGUACAGUACGUGGCGGACGAAAACGGGUUUCAACCGCUGGGUGCGCAUCUCCCCGGUGCCGAUCCCAAUCCGGAUUUGUACGCCAUUUCUACGCCACAAUCGGGCGGAUUAUCGAAAACUGUGCUCCUGUCGUUGGUCGGGUAG
Messenger RNA from Anopheles marshallii, 399 nucleotides. Its product is annotated as larval cuticle protein 65Ag1-like. NCBI's taxonomy places the organism in Eukaryota, Metazoa, Arthropoda, Insecta, Diptera, Culicidae. The record is from RefSeq and is a predicted model, not a curated record. Gene Ontology annotation, cellular component: chitin-based extracellular matrix. Gene Ontology annotation, molecular function: structural constituent of chitin-based larval cuticle. The transcript is spliced from 3 exons. Bases 1 to 399 code for a protein of 132 amino acids.